Molecule: messenger RNA, 396 nt
Organism: Closterium sp. Naga37s-1
Lineage: Eukaryota; Viridiplantae; Streptophyta; Zygnematophyceae; Desmidiales; Closteriaceae
Source: the annotation of a GenBank genome assembly
AUGGACCUGCUCGUGAUAUACCCCAUAGUGGACCUGCGGCAGCACCGCUGCUUCCUUCAUCCCGCUUCCCUUCCCCCUGCCGCCCUCUUUGCCGCUGUUUCCCUAUGCCCCACACCAGCUCGUUAUAUACUCCAUAGUGGACCUGCGGCAGCACCGCUGCCCCACUACUCUUCCCCCUCCCUCCCCGUUGCUGAUCUUUGCCCUUCUGUUCUCCCCCAUGCCCCACACCAGCUUGUGAUAUACCCCAUAGUGGACCUGCGGCAGCACCGCUGCGACCUGCACUGGUACCUGCGGUCUCUGGAGGAAGUGAUUAUAAGGGGGGUGGAGGAGGGAUUUGGCAUUCGUGCGGGGAGGGAAGCAGGCAUGACAGGCGUGUGGGCAGGUGGGUGUGGAUGA